Molecule: messenger RNA, 1282 nt
Organism: Verticillium dahliae VdLs.17
Lineage: Eukaryota; Fungi; Ascomycota; Sordariomycetes; Glomerellales; Plectosphaerellaceae
Product: STI35 protein
Exons: 4
Coding region: 195-1151 (318 amino acids)
Biological process (GO): thiamine biosynthetic process
Source: RefSeq, a predicted model, not a curated record
UGAGCCUCGGAAACAGUACCAGACCACCUACUACUACAUACAUCUCCACCUUGACGGUACGCCUCUCGCCGAAACCGGCAGAGAGAGCAAUGGCCACGCAAGGGUUAUCCGUCAGGCGUCGUGGCCUCGUGCCAUGACGAACGUUCAAGUUCUUCAUCAUCAUCAGUUGAUACCUCAACCCACCUAUAGCUACAAUGGCCCCCUCCGCUACCUCGAUUGUUGAGCCCACCGUCCUCCCUCACAAGGGCGGCGUCUCCGUCGGCAACGGCAUUACCAAGCCUGCUGUGGCCCCCAAGACCAACAGCAACUGGGAUGCCUUUGCCUUCGAGCCGAUCCGCGAGUCGCAGGUCGCUCGCACCAUGGGCCGCCGCUACUUCGAGGACCUCGACACCUACGCCGAGUCUGACGUCGUCAUUGUCGGUGCUGGCAGCUGCGGUCUCUCCGCCGCCUACUCGCUCGCCAAUCAGCGCCCCGACCUGAAGAUUGCCAUUAUCGAGGCUGGCGUCGCUCCCGGCGGCGGUGCUUGGCUCGGCGGUCAGCUCUUCAGCGCCAUGGUCAUGCGCAAGCCCGCCGACAAGUUCCUCGCCGACCUCGGCGUCCCCUUUGAGGACGAGGGCACCCACGUCGUCGUCAAGCACGCUGCGCUCUUCACCUCGACCCUUUUGUCACGUGUCCUGUCCUUCCCCAACGUGAAGCUGUUCAACGCUACCACCGUCGAGGACCUCAUUACUCGCCGUGACGGAGACGCCAUUCGUGUCGCUGGUGUCGUCACCAACUGGACCCUCGUCGCCAUGCACCACGGCGACCAGAGCUGCAUGGACCCCAACACCAUCAACGCUCCCGUCAUCCUCAGCACCACCGGUCACGACGGCCCCUUUGGCGCCUUCUGCGCCAAGCGCCUCGUGAGCAUGCAGGCCAUUGAGAAGCUCGGUGGCAUGCGUGGUCUGGAUAUGAACAGUGCCGAAGAUGCCAUUGUCAAGGGCACCCGCGAGGUCGUUCCCGGCCUGAUCAUUGGCGGUAUGGAACUGAGUGAGGUUGACGGCGCCAACCGCAUGGGCCCUACGUUUGGUGCCAUGGUCAUGUCUGGUGUCAAGGCUGCCGAGGAGAUCAUUGCCGUCUACGACAUCCGCAAGAAGGAGAACGAGAUCUAGAUGCUCUCGCACUUGGUUCGCGCGGUCCGCAUUUGCUAGUGCACGCCGAACAAGAUUGGAACAUGUCUGAUGGCUAGCACUCACUCUUGAGCGUGUAACACGCACAACGUCGAAACUGUCGCUCUUUAAAC